Messenger RNA from Aspergillus heteromorphus CBS 117.55, 1434 nucleotides. RefSeq names its product cytochrome P450. NCBI's taxonomy places the organism in Eukaryota, Fungi, Ascomycota, Eurotiomycetes, Eurotiales, Aspergillaceae. The record is from RefSeq and is a predicted model, not a curated record. Bases 1 to 1434 code for a protein of 477 amino acids. The transcript is spliced from 6 exons. Gene Ontology annotation, molecular function: oxidoreductase activity, acting on paired donors, with incorporation or reduction of molecular oxygen; iron ion binding; monooxygenase activity.
AUGGUCCUCACCGAGCAUUCCUGGCUCAUGUGGCAGAUCCUAUUAGCCUUGCCACUGCUCGUUGGCUUCAUUCUGCUUUCGAAUCAACUCCUGUGCCCAUCUCCUAGCAAAAAGACCAAUUCAACUAUCCCGGCCGUUGGGGUCUCUCCUGGUCCGCUUGGUUCUUGGACGGCAGGGAUCAGGUUUGUGAAACAUUCCGCCUCUAUUAUUCAAUAUGGAUAUGAAAAGUACGCACCAGAUCAAAAGGCAUUCAAGAUAUCAACUCUACCACGCUGGGUAGUCGUAGCCACCCACGAUGCGGCGAUCAAGCAGUUGCAAGACUCCGACGAACAAUUUCUAUCCAUGCAAGAAGCUGCCAACGAGCGAAACUCCAUCUCCUAUGUUCUCGGGAAAUACAUCCACGAGAACCCGUAUCAUAUGUCCAUCGUCCAGAGAAGACUCACGCCCCGCCUAUCCCAGAUUUUACCAGAAGUGAUCGAGGACUUGGACCUCAUAUUUGGUGAUUUUCAAACGACCGCUACAGAGUGGGCAGCUCUGGAUCAUCACAAGAUCGCAGAAAGGUGUAUCUCAGCCAUCACGAACCGGGCGCUGCUGGGUCCAACCCUCGCCGGGGACCUAGAAUUCCUCGACAGCGUGCUUGAGCUGUCGAACGUCAUUUCACGCGCGGGUCUAGUCAUAGAUCUAACUCCACGAUCUCUCAAGUCCCUCAUGGCUCGUUUUCUGGUGCAUAGACAUGCAGCGUUUAAGAUCUAUCUCUCAAAGGUGAUCCCUCUGUUCAAAGACCGACGCCGAGCGUACCGAGAAAACGGCGAUCAGGUGGAAAGACCCAAUGAUGCAAUUCAAUGGUUUCUCGAAGCCGCACCGGCAACCCAAUCAGAAUACGAUCUCGCUCUCUACAUUCUCUAUAUCCAAUUCUCCGCAAUUCACACCUCAUCCGCAAGUCUCGUCAAUGUGCUACAUGAUCUAGCAGCUUCGCCCGGGUUCCAAAAUCCGAUCAAAGAUGAAGUAAACGCCGUGCUGCAAAAAGACGGCAACUGGACCAAGCAGUCGCUUGCAAAAAUGGGGAAACUGGAUAGCUCGGUCCGGGAAAGCCAGAGACUUCACCCCGUUACGACCGCAACGAUGAUGAGAAAGGUGCUGCAGCCUUAUACCCUAGUCGACGGAACUCACCUCUCCCCGGGCCAAUGGGUCGUUGCGCCCGCCUGGGCGAUCAAUCGCUCGCUCCAGAAAUACGACCAUCCCACGGAGUUCAACGCAUUUAGUCCAGGGCGGUUCUUUGCGAUGAUGGAAUUGAAGCUUGUAACGGCUUAUAUCGUGCAAAAAUUUGAGUUCAGACUUGGAACGGAGAGCGAAGGAGUGAGACCUCAGAACGGAUUCUUCUGCUUUUCAUGUGUACCGGACUCGGAGUCUCGGCUGUUGUUUAAGAUGAGGUAA